UUUGCAAAGAAUACAGAAAGAUUACAAGCUUUUUUGUCUAUCCCAUUGACUCUUCAAAUUUGGAAAUUUUUUUUGUGUCAGAUCUCUCAUCACACCUCAUGUGUUUAAGGUUGGACACUAUACAGAAGUGUGUUCGCUUACCUUUGGAGGCAGGGUUUGUUGUUGUGCCUCUUCUGCAUGCAGAGUAAUACCAUCUUAGCUACACACAGCAUGUGUUUUCAUUUUCAGUUUAAUUUCUUUUUCAUAUACUUUAUGUGCAGCUCAGCAGCAAGUUACAGUUCAGUUUGCCUUCACACAUCUAUGUGUAAGUGUGGAUACCAUAUUUAAUGUAAUGAAUAACUUUGUGUUGUUGUACCUCCUUCCUUUUCUAGGCAAUGUUUUACAUUGUUGAAUUUUAUGAGACCCAAGAGGUUGAGGUGGUGCCAGCAGCUUGGGUGGCUGAUGACGUUUGUCAGUGGCCCUCUUACUACAAACCUGAAGAACUGGUAAAGGCUGUAAAAAAUGCAGAGCAGCCGGGGUCAUCAUGGGAAGAAUUCAGAGUUCGGAUUUUAUAUAAAGCAGCAAAAUACACAACUGCCCGCCUCAAACUUCCCUGGGCAGAGACCCACACUGACCUACAGACAGCAGAAGAAAAUGAUGACAUGCCACAGAGGAAGCGAAAAAGACUACCAAGCAUUCGCUUUCAAAGCGACAGUGACAGCGACUCGACUGUCAGGACCAUGCAAAAAUCAUCACUGCCAGCAGCCCCAAAAAUUCAACAGCCAGACCUCAAUAUAACACAAAGAAGGGCCCCUACACCCCAACGACCUGCAUCAGUGGCAGGCCCAUUGCCCACUGCCAGCCCACAACAGCCAGGGACCAGUCGGGGCAAGGAUGUGCCAACUGAAGUUCUUCUGCGUAGGCUCCUGACGAACCAGGAGCUUAUCAUGGAGCAGCUCAAAAUUAUUACCUUGACCCUGAAUAAGUUCAAAGGACAGCCUGAUGGUGGGCAGGAGGUCCUUGAGAAGGAUGUCUUCCCACUGAAGGAUAUCAGCUCUUUACUGGCUGUGGAGAAGCGGGUCAGAGAAGAGGUGGACUUUAAACAGAAAAUGAUUUCUGCUUUGAGCGUCAUCGGUGGGGUCGAUGUCAAGGACACCGUGUGGCGGAUCAUGAAAAGCCUAUUCACCAACUCCCUGGCCAAACAACUUAACUGGCGUGGUGUGAAUGGGAAAGCAGCAUUCCACAGCCUCCAGUUAAAAGAUGUAGUUACUGGAACAGCCAGAAACAAUAAGUUAACGGCCACCGCAACAGACCAGGAGGUGGAGACUUAUAUAAAAAAGUGGCUUCAUCUUGCUGGAGACAGGGAUGGUGGGAGGAGAGAGAGAGAGCAAAAAAGGCGUUCCACACAGCUCGCACGGACAGAUGAAGACGAGACAAUGUUGGGCCCAUGAUUUAUUGGAAGCUGGAGGUCCACAACUGUGUUCCACAUUUCAUCUGUUCAUCUGUUUGGUUUUUUUCCUGUUUCGUGGCACAGUUAAAGAAUAAAGAAUAGUUCUCAGCUGUUUA
Melanotaenia boesemani (Boeseman's rainbowfish) is the source of this 1545-nucleotide messenger RNA. RefSeq lists its product as uncharacterized. The record is from RefSeq and is a predicted model, not a curated record. NCBI's taxonomy places the organism in Eukaryota, Metazoa, Chordata, Actinopteri, Atheriniformes, Melanotaeniidae. The transcript is spliced from 8 exons. Bases 375 to 1430 code for a protein of 351 amino acids.